AUGUCUCACCCGCCAUCUCACAGGGUGGGUGAUAAGAGGAGGUACUAUUAUUAUUCGGGCAAUCCGAGGGCCGGAGGAUUUAAAAAAGGAUAUUCAAAUGGUCCAACUGUCCCACAAUCAGCAGGACCUGGGCCCAUUAAUAGACCUUCGAGAUAUGACCCUCACUCACCAAGGAAGCCGAUAAAUACAAAUAGUUCAUCAGCAACUGUCCCUCCAACAGCAGCACCAGCACCAGUACCAGCACCAGCACCAGCACCAGCACCAACAACAACGAGAGUAGGUAGUCGUUAUAAUCCUGAUGUGGGUACGAGUUCGAGUACGAGUAUGAUGGAUGGGCCAUUGAAUGGUGGUGGAUCAAGAUACUCAGGUUCACGUUAUAAUCCUCAGCCAAGACCGAGAUUAUCAUUAGAUUCGGCAACGACAUCUUCGAAUAUUAAUAGUGCGACUGGUUAUUAUUCUAGAAGCAAUAAAUGGAGAAUGGGUAGCGUGAAUCCAAAUAAAUUAGAUUAUGAUAGCCCCAGUGGUCCAAGUGGUAGUAAUGGGAGGCCGUCAUUUUGGAAAUCGCAAAAGAGGCCAUCAGCUCCAAUUUCAUCUAGGGUAAGUCCGCAUAGCCUGCCGCCACAGGUUCAGUCGUCACGUUCUAACUCUCCAGUGCCUUCACAAGUAGGCCCACCUAUGGAUGUAACAGUGCCUGCAAAUGUACCGCCUCAGUCACAUUCACAACCACAUUCGCAAUCACAUUCGCAACCACAUACACGCUCACCGUCAACAACAGCGGAAGCUGUAGUGACAACUCGUCCGGCACAAGUAAAAGCUGAGACACCAGAAGAAAAAGGGGUACCAAUGCCGGGGCGCUCACCUGCAACAGCACCGGUUCAAACGAAAACACCAGUGCCGACACAAUCGCAUGCACCAGCUCCCGCCCCCAUUCCUGCUUCUGUGCCCUCACAUGCGCCUACUGUAGCACCAGCUUCAUCGGCGGCAGUUACUCGGAGUCCUGCACCAACUGCAUCUUCAACUGCAUCUUCAACAUCAGCUUCAAGUACUGUACCAUCAAAGGUGGAAUCUCCUGCAUCAGCGUCUGCCUCGGCAACUGUUCCGGCUCCUGCACCCGUGCCGGCCCCGGUUCAUACUUCUGCGUCAUCAAAAGUAGAAGCUCCUGCACCAGUGGUUAAGCCAACAAGUACCCCAGAUACACCCACUCCAGUUGUUACUAAGGAUAAGCAAGAAAAGAGUAAGCAGGAGAAAGAUAAGCAAGAGAAAGAUAAGCAGGAGAAGGUCAAGCAAGAAAAGGUCAAGCAAGAAAAGGUCAAGCAAGAAAAGGAUAAGCAAGAAAAGGAUAAGCAAGAAAAGGAUAAAGAAGAAGCGUCAAAAGUCCAAGACAACCCUCAUUCGCUAGGUUCGAGUCUGAUUAACUCAGUACCGCAACAAACGAGGAAACUGGAACAUAGAGAUUCCAAUAGUGAGGAUGAAGAAUCAGAUAAUAAUUAUAAUAAUAAUUAUAAUAAUAACAAGAAUAAUGAAACCGAUAAUAAUAAUAAUAAUAUUGAUAAUAAUAAUGAAGAUAACAAUAAUAAUAGGAGAUCGAGUAGCCUUUGGUCAUUACAAAAGGAAACUACAACAACUAUAUCUGAUACAACCCCAACAUUAGAGCCAGUUUUCAAAGAAAACCUUUAUCGUCAUGAAGAUUACGAGUAUGUUUAUGAUCCACAUGUAUUAAAACAAGAUUUGAAUUCAUUAGAACCUAAACAAGAGAAAAAAUAUGAUGAACCUUUGAGACCCUUGGGAGCUUGUAUUUUUCCUAUGACGAGGGAACAAACACGUCUUUGGGAAUUGAAAAAUCAACCUUGGGAUCAAAUCGUAGCACGACAACAUCAUCGUUUAAAGAAUCCAAUUACGGAUUUGAGAACUUACCCAUUUGUAAGGCAAAACACCAUUAUGCACAAGCAGGCCUUGAAACCAUUGCUUUGCAGUUGUAUCUCUAAAUUGAAAAGAAAUGAAUAUUUGCGGAAACUAAAGUUAAAGAAGGAUGCCCAUAUCGUUGAUGAACAGUGGCAGGAUAAAUGUAAGAAAAUGGAUGCUAUGAGUCAUGAAUUGCGCAAGGAAGAAAUCCAUCGUAAGGAGAGGCAAGAAGUGGAAGCUAGCGAAAGGGAAAGAAAGGAAAAGAGAUUGCAAGAAAGACAAGGAAAACUAUUAGGAUCUUCACGCAGGCGUAAUAGAGCAGAUUUCGUGGAUGAUGCAGAGAUGGAAAACGUUCUUUUACAGAUAGAUCCGGUUUACAAACAUAUUCAAUCUGCAGCCGAAAUUCCACCCAUGAUUAUGAACCCACUACAAAGAAAUGCCUUCAAAUUUAAAGAUGUUAACAAUUUAGUCACGGAUAAAGAUGGUUGGGCAAGACGUAUUAAACAGGAUGGGAAGGAUACUUUUGCGCCACAUGAGCAUGAAUUAUUUGUGGAAGCUUAUUUGUCUUUCCCUAAGAAAUUUCUUAAAAUCUCUAACUACUUGGGUGGUCUAAGAACACCAGAAGAGUGUGUAUUGCAUUACUACAGAACGAAAUCUACGGUUGAUUAUAAAAAAUUGUUGAAUGAGAAGAAUAAAAAGAGACAAAAAUCCAAUGCUAUCAAACGUAAUAGGAAGAGAGAAAGAGCUAGUGAUACGGAUAAUGAAGGCUCUUUGUCGAUGUCUGAACAUGGUGAUAAACGUAAGGAAUCCUCGGUAGACCCAAUGGAAGACGAAGAGGCGAGAUCCAUAAAGCACAUGGAACAAGUAGAAAUAAGAGUACCUCAGAGUCUAUCAACACAAAUCCACGGGUCAUCAUCGUCAUCACCUCAAAUCAAUGGAACUAAGCACCAAUCACCAUCUAAUGACAGUGGAACCAUUUUUAACCCCGAGGAUACUCAGCGGCACAUAGAAUCUCCUAUUACAAAUACUCCUACUAGUUUACAUAAGGCUGAUAAUGGUGAUAACUAUGAACAACAAUUACAGCUACCACAGGAGCCAAUGACGAAAUUGACAGAUGCUUCCAUGGAAAAUGGCGAGUCUGCAGUGGUAAAAGCAUUUACUUCUUCAGCGCCAUUUGAUCAUAGGGGAAGAGGUUCCGAUAUUGCAAAUGAAGAUGGUCAACAAAGAAAAAGGCACAAAACUUCUGGAGAACAUAAAUCUAGCUAUUGGAGUGUCAAGGAGGCAACGCUGUUUCCUGAUCUUUUAAAACAAUACGGAUCCCAAUGGUCCAUGAUUUCAGAAAAACUGGGUACUAAAUCUACCACUAUGGUUAGAAAUUAUUAUCAAAGAAAUGCUGCCCAAUUCGGUUGGAAGCCGUUAGUGGAGGAAGCAGAUUUUAAAAGAAAUGCGACAAGUUCAGGAUCGGUACAACAAUCACAGAUUUUACUUCAAUCAGAACAGGCGCCCUUUACCGUAUCUAACGGAGUACCCUCACAAUUGUGGCCAGCUCUUGGAUUCUUCACUAACAGCAAUGAGAAUGCAGCCAAUACCACUAAUGACAGUAGUAAUCAAGAAUCACCCCCAAUGGGUGCCAUUGGAGAAACUCAACCUACUUCAUUGACUCCCCAGGUAUCGACCGCUGAAACACCUCAACAACCUUUUAGUUCAACGUUUAACAACAAGGAACCACUUUUCCACGAAGCCUCUGCUCCUGCCAAUGGAUUGCCAGCACCUAGAUUGCCUUCCAUUCUACUACCAAUCUCCUCAGAAAAUAGAAAGGAAAAACCAGCUUCCAGUGGUUCUCGAUUGAAGAACCUUCUAAACGAUGAAGGCGAAAGAAAAUUCAAGCCCUCAGGUCCCGAAUUGAAUCGUAUGAAUGAAACUAAUGCACCUCCUUUACCGCCAGCUACUGCUGCUCCUGCUAUUUCUACUGAACAUACCCAAUUGACUAGCGCAGUGCGCCCUCAAAUCAGCAAUUUGGUCGUACAGGAACUUCAAAAAACUGAGUCCACAUUUCCUAAUAACAAUCGCAGGUCGAGCUCAUUGUCACUGUUGUUAAAUCCUGAUAACGAUCGUCCUGUCGCUCGUGCGCCUUUGGCGCCUUUGGCGUCUCAGAAACAGUAUCAGGUCCAAACACCACCGGUCCCUCAGUCACCAUCUACACAACCAUCUUCAAUUAACCACACUAAUCAACAGCAGACACAACAACCACCGCAGCAACAGCAACCAUCGCAGCAGCACAUGGACCCUAGAACCUCAGCACCGGCUCCGAAAAUCAGUUUCGCUAUGGAUCCUUUAGGUGCCCUUGCAGCGGUAGCAUCUGAGUCGUUGCUAGAAACAGACAAGAGCAAUCAGUAG
Molecule: messenger RNA, 4299 nt
Organism: Zygosaccharomyces rouxii
Lineage: Eukaryota; Fungi; Ascomycota; Saccharomycetes; Saccharomycetales; Saccharomycetaceae
Gene: SNT1
Product: Snt1p
Exons: 1
Coding region: 1-4299 (1432 amino acids)
Biological process (GO): regulation of transcription by RNA polymerase II
Cellular component (GO): Set3 complex
Source: RefSeq, a predicted model, not a curated record